This is a messenger RNA of Fraxinus pennsylvanica, 516 nucleotides long. The record is from the annotation of a GenBank genome assembly. Lineage: Eukaryota; Viridiplantae; Streptophyta; Magnoliopsida; Lamiales; Oleaceae.
AUGGCGAUUUCAGUAGCGGCGGCUGCAGUCCCCAGAAACGUCGUCGUAUCCACUUCAUUAUCAGUGCAUUCAUCAACAAAGCUUUCCCGAUUGUCCUCUCUUCAAUUUCCGAAGGAGCUUCGUGCUUUAACAAUUCGAAACCAAAGGCUAGUAUCCAAGCCCGGACCACGAACUCUUCCUCUGGUUGAGGCCAAGAAGCAGACAUUUUCUACCUUUGAUGAUUUGUUGGAAAAUGCUGAUAAACCAGUAUUGGUUGAUUUUUAUGCCACUUGGUGUGGUCCUUGCCAGUUUAUGGUUCCUAUUCUAGAACAAGUCAGUGAUUCAAUGGGAGAUAAAAUCCAAGUAGUGAAAAUUGACACCGAGAAGUACCCUACCAUUGCAGACAAGUACAAUAUACAGGCAUUGCCAACUUUCAUUUUGUUUAAGGAUGGGCAACCAUGCGAUCGCUUUGAGGGUGCAAUGGCUGCUGACCAGCUCAUUCAACGUAUUGAAGCUUCACUGAAAGUUAAGCAGUAG